Ectocarpus sp. CCAP 1310/34 is the source of this 1843-nucleotide messenger RNA. The record is from the annotation of a GenBank genome assembly. Lineage: Eukaryota; Phaeophyceae; Ectocarpales; Ectocarpaceae.
UCGCCCUUGAUGGCCGUGUUCGCAGGCGAGUGAGAUGUCCUCACCUCUAGCGUUGUAUGCUACAGUCAUCUUCUCUUCUUUCUGCUCGAUGUGCAGUACCGCUUCCUCUCUAGGAACUCGUCGCAUGGCCACCAAGCAGCGGAAAUACAACCAAGUCUUUUCUGCUGCUUUUCUCUGUGGCAGCAGCAGCAGGGACCUCAGCAAGACCGUGAUUGCUACAAGAUCAUCACCAGCAUGUCGGCAGCAAGGACUGCACCGCGCUGCAACAACCAACAGCCUUACACCUUGGGUAGACAGGUCACGUCGACAAGCCAGCGCCAGCGCGAAAUGCGACAACCUCUUCAGCAGCAGCAGCAGCAGCAGCAGCAGCAGCAGCAGCAGGGUGUCAACAGCACACCCCGGCCGCUCUCCAGAGACACCCGCGCCACAGCUUUCAUCGCCACAGCAACAAAAAGCGAGAGCUCCUCGUAAUGUGGCAGUGCUUGCAGCACAGGAUCAUAGCAAGGAAGACCUCGACCGAUGUCGGAGUCUGGCGGAGAAGUUGGGGCUGGCGCUAGUAGUGGCAAGGCAGGAACAGGGGGUGGAGGAGGAAAAGCAGCAUCAAGGGGAGAGGGGGAAGGGGAAAAGGCUGGCUGGAGGUGCUGCCGAAGCAGAACGCGAUGGCUUCAAAUUUACGAUGUUCUUCGAUGAGACUGGCUGCUUGGCGCUGGGGCAACCGGGGAGUGGCUUCAACCCACUUUUGGUGGACUUCUGCGGAGGCAAGACCGGGCACCGCUCGAAGCACCAGCAAGGAAGGACUGAGCAGGUGGUCAAGGCGGCCGCACUACCUAAGCGUCGCGCCGCCACGACUGCAGCUGACGCGGCUCUCCGACCUCCCUCUCCGGGUGACGAUGAUGCGAAAGCCCCGUUGCCGCUUCUGUGGGACCUUACCGCUGGCUUGGGGACUGACGCGUUCCUUCUUGCCCAAGCGGGGUGGCGAGUGAAGAUGUUUGAGCGGUCCCCGGUAGUUGCAGCUCUGGUGCAGGAUGCUUUGGAUCGUGCCCGGGUUGGCGACGACGAGACCGCUCGCACAGCGACAUCUCGCAUGAGCCUCACGGUCGCGGAUAGCACCGAGGUCCUGGCAAAAGCAGUGGUUGGGUCGUCGUCAUCACCGUCAGCAUCGGUGACUAGUGCUGCCGUUGGUUUUUCCCGGCCAGAUGUGGUUUACCUCGACCCGAUGUUCCCCCAGCAGAGGAAAGGCAAGAAGAAGAAAUCCGCGCUUGUGAAAAAGGGCAUGCAAAUGCUUCAGGCAUUGCUAGAAGAAGAGGACAGGGCAGAGGGAGAAAAUAUGCAGCAGGGGACAGAGAUAGGAGGUCGUAUACCCGACGGUGCCGGGGGUGGUGAUGUUACGGGAGAAGGAGAAGCAGGGGUGGUGGAAAACCGAGAAGAGGAAAGAAGGUUGUUUGAUAUUGCUAUGAAUUUCGCGACGCGGAAGGUGGUGGUAAAACGACCGGUUCACGGUCCGUCUAUCGUGCGGCACGUACAACCCUCGCACGCCGUCGUGAGCAAGAAUGGCCGUUUCGACGUCUACGUUGUGCCUCCGUAGCGCAAGGGGAGGCCCUGUGUGCUAUAUCGAUGAACGAUUUAGAGUCAAUCAAUACAAGGUAUGAGCGUCGCGGGAGAAAUUGUUUUGGGGCAUCCUUGGGGGAAGUUCAAUAUUUCCGUGUGAACCCCGCCGAACUUGUGACGUUGAGUUGAAAGGACAUACGUUCGGAUGAGAGAAACCGCGACGGGCGGGUGGAUAUCUAGACCUAAAACGUACGCAGUUCUUUCAGCGCUACUGUGAGGUAUAAGUAACUCUAUG